CAUUUGCGUCCAGACAUCUUAACAGUUUACUCAACGUACAAAACUCACCUUGAUCAUGAUUGUUAAUGUGCAGAUGACUACCAAGUUGGCGAUUUUCCUCUUCUUUGCUGCCAGCUGUCGGUCUAUCUGGGGGGCAGCCUCCGUACCACGUUUAAAUGGAGUCAAUGUUGCAGGACUAGAGUUUGGCAUUGACAUCAAUGGAACGUCAAUCGGAAACUACAAUUCACCAGAAUUUGAUCAAAUUCAACAUUUCGUCAGUGUUGGGAUGAACGUCAUCCGUAUUCCCUUCGGUUGGCAAUACAUUCAGCCACAAAUCAAUGGAGAUCUAGACGCAAAUUAUCUUGGACUCUUGGUUAAGUAUGUGGAAUACACUCUCGGCUUAGGAGCACAUGUUAUCAUUGAUCUCCACAACUACGCUAGACGUGAUGGAAAGAUUGUUGGUCAGAGUGACCUAAGUGCAGAAUCCUUAGCAGAUAUGUGGAGCAAAGUAGCAAGUCAUUUCAAAGAGCAGACCAAUGUGUUCUUUGGCUUGAUGAACGAGCCUCACGAUGUGGACAGCAAAACGUGGAUCGGAGUAGUUCAACUGGUUGUAACUGCAAUCCGACAGCAGGGUGCAUCUAACACUAUCCUUCUGCCUGGGAACUACUGGAUGCAUUUUGCAACCUUUGCCAAUGAUUAUAACAAUGGGAUGUCGGCAGUCAAGAACCCAGAUGGCACAAAAACUGGCUUGAUUUUCGAUAUUCAUCAAUACCUUGAUGUCGAUGGAUCUGGGGCUCACAAGGAAUGCACUCAAUAUCAUCCUGAUGAGAUCACUUCGGUCGCUGCCUUACUAAAACGCGAUGGUCAACAAGCAAUAGUUACAGAGACAGGUGGUGGCAACAGUCAAUCCUGCAGCGACUUUAUCUACAAGUUUGUCAAAGCAGUCAACAAUGAAUUUCCUACCUUCAUUGGAGCCCUACUGUGGGGCGGUGGACCCUUUUCAGCAGAUUCUACGCUGGUGAUUACUGUCAAAGAGGGAAAUAAUUGGAAGGAUCAGAUUAACUUGGAAGCAAUGAAAAGAUCCCUGGCCUCUGGCUCAAGCUCUUAAAUCUGAUGAUCAUAUCGGAUUGUAGUACUACGGUGAUGAUUCUCUAGAAACUGAAGAAGAUAGUCUGGGUCCAACUAACUCUUAUGUCCAAUCAGGUGUCGAGAGUAGUUUGGAUACAUCCAAGCAAACCUGUUCAUCUGCAUGUAUACCUUUGAUCAUUCAUCUUGUCUAUUGUGAGAAACUUAUAAGCUAUCACCAUUUUUGCUGAGCACGCUUCAUCCGGCAUUAUUCUCCUUCGUAUUGUAUCUCUUCUUGUUUUUCGACUUUCAACGAUGAUUCUGUACUCAGUCUCCAGGAGUCGACAAUCAUAGCCACAAGCUUGUAUGCUGCGUACGAACCUAUCAUUGGAGAUUUUGUUUGUAAGGGGCCUGGUCCACAUU
Molecule: messenger RNA, 1467 nt
Organism: Melampsora larici-populina 98AG31
Lineage: Eukaryota; Fungi; Basidiomycota; Pucciniomycetes; Pucciniales; Melampsoraceae
Product: family 5 glycoside hydrolase
Exons: 7
Coding region: 56-1087 (343 amino acids)
Biological process (GO): glucan catabolic process
Molecular function (GO): hydrolase activity, hydrolyzing O-glycosyl compounds
Source: RefSeq, a predicted model, not a curated record